CUGAAUGAAAAAGUUGCUUUCCCCAUAUUUUUCAGUCCAAUUUUUUUUGAGGAAUUAUCAUUAAUUAUGGCAGUUCCGGAUGGUAUAUCAGGACAACAGAGGCGAGUCCUUGAACUUAGAGCUGAGUUCUUAAAGAAGUCGUUAAAUCCAUAUCGACAUGCUACAAUGGAAGGUGGUCACGUCUUCGAUCCAGCAUUUUACCGAUUCCAAGCUAUGCGUUCGACACAAUGGGACAAUUUUAAAGCAACACCAAAAAAUUUCAAAUUUGGAUUCUUAGCUGUCGUUUUGCCUGUUGGAUUAUUCUAUUAUUUAAUUAAAAACGAGAGAGACACAAAGGAGGAAAAAUUCAGAACAGGUCAAGUUGCAUAUAAAGAUCGCAGCUUCAAGUUUAUCUAA
Chironomus riparius is the source of this 396-nucleotide messenger RNA. Lineage: Eukaryota; Metazoa; Arthropoda; Insecta; Diptera; Chironomidae. The record is from the annotation of a GenBank genome assembly.